GGCUAUUCAACCAUAUAAUAAUUACAUUUAUUUCUUUAUGUGCAUAACAAAACAGUACUUUUAUUUGUUAUUGUAUUAAUUCGUAUGAUAUUUAUUAGGAACAUUGUUGCCUCUUUAUAUAGUAUUUAUUUUAAUUGAAGCAGAACCCUAACAAUGACUCUCUCCAACCAAUGCCAGAAUCCUUCACCAGAUAAUAACUUGUCUGAUAUAUUAACUGCAGGAAAAAUGAAUAAUAUGGAAUCUGAAACCAGUGUCACUAGGAAGUUAUUGCCUCUUGCAGCUUUUUUUAUGGCUUUUACUACUGUCAUGACAGUGCUGAUUGUUUAUAUGGAUAAUACUGCAAUAAAACAUUAUCAAUUCAGAGUAAAUAUGAGUCAAGAUUAUGACUUGCUGGGAGUAUCCCAAGAUGAUCCACAACUUAUAAUGUAUAUUAGAGCAGUUCAUCUGACACCAGCUAUUGAACCAAAUCACAAACCAUUGAAGUCGGAAGAUGAAAUAUCAGAAGAUACAGCAUAUGUUAUUAAAUUGUUAAAAAAUAAGCAUAAAGGUUUCUUUAUCGAAGCAGGAGCAUAUAGUGACGGUAAAUCAAAAACUGAAUGGCUUGAAGGAAAUCUCAGCUGGCAAGGUCUACUGAUCCAACCUGAUCCCCGUCAUUACUUCAGCCUUCGUAGACACAAUCGUAAACAUUCCCAAGCUAUACACGGCUGUAUUAGCCCUUCUCCACACCCAAAGGAAGUCUCGCUACAUCCAGAAAAUGGUGGAAUUAAAGUAAACAGCAUACGAUCCAGUUUAUUAGAUAUGGAUGACAGCGACUGGUUCAACACUAGGGUCAAAUGCUUCCCUCUGUAUUCAUUGUUAUUAGCUACAAAUGUAACUAAUAUUGAUUAUUUGAUAUUAGAAACAGGUGGUACAGAAUUACAAGUACUGGAAACUGUGCCUUUUGAAAAAACGAACAUUGAGGUUAUAAACGUUCAAGUUAGAAGUAACGAUACCGAGAAAGAUACGCUUAAAAAAUUUUUAGCACUUAAGAAAUAUAAAUUUAUGGAGAAUUUUAAUGAAUCUUACGUAUUUAUGUUAAAUCAUUGA
Molecule: messenger RNA, 1086 nt
Organism: Diabrotica balteata
Lineage: Eukaryota; Metazoa; Arthropoda; Insecta; Coleoptera; Chrysomelidae
Source: the annotation of a GenBank genome assembly